UUAAAGAGGCGUGUACUUAUUGAAAUUCCUGCAAUAUCCAAAACCGUGUACGCGCAUGCACCGGCAGCUCUGAACAUCACCAAAAGCGUGUGCGCGCAAAGAAGAAAUAUCCUAACAGGACAACGUAGACGGGGAGCCUUGUAAAAAGACACAUACUGAAAGUGCGAAAAGGAUUUCCCUCCUGAAUGACAUGCAGAUGUUUUCGUCGACGGACACAUACAGGUUAUCAUUACGACAAUGCGCGACGCCUCUCGCUGAUGUUCCAGAUUUCGUUACAUCUGCUCUCGCUCGUCUGCGGAAGAUCCAUCAUUGAGAUCUUGACAGCAUUACACCGGAUAUACUAUUUAUACCCAGACACACAGAGCAGCAAUAAUGCGUUUUGUCGAUUUUGUCACAGACGUUUGUUUUGCGAUGUAAUUUCAGCCGUCUCGCCUGCUUUCUAGAACGGAGGUGGAAAGGAACAGAACGGGGUUUUUUCACCGAAUGCAUUAUCACAACAAACCUCCCAUCCAUUAUUUAAUUGCUUCAUGAUCAAUUCCGCUGUGUCAGAAAGACUCAAGGACGGAUACAUCUUUACUGCUUCAAAUCAGACCGAAUCUUUAUUUAUCUCCAGUCGGUGGACUCGCGGCAGAAGCGCAUUUCUGAGGGUACCGGUGGGGUAGAUAGGGGGAGAUAGAGACGCCGGAAAUAGCAGAAAAUCACAGGAGGGUAGACGGUUGGGAGCAAGAGAGAAAAAAUGCUACCUUCGCAAGAAGCCUCAAAGAUUUACCAUGACAACUAUAUGCGUAACUCUCGAGCCAUCGGUGUCCUGUGGGCCAUCUUCACCAUCUGCUUCGCCACCAUCAACGUGGUGGUCUUCAUCCAGCCUUACUGGAUCGGGGACAGCCUGAGUACACCACACGCUGGUUACUUCGGGUUGUUCCAUUACUGCGUGGGCCACGGUAACUCGAACCGGGAGCUGAUCUGCCAGGGAACAUUUUCUGACUUCAGUUCCAUCCCGUCCGGCGCGUUUAAGGCGGCCUCUUUCUUCGUGCUGCUGUCCAUGGUGCUCAUUUUGAGCUGCAUCGCCUGUAUGGCGCUCUUCUUCUUCUGCAACACCGCCACCGUCUACAAAACCUGCGCUUGGAUGCAGCUGCUUUGCGCUGUGUGCCUGGUGCUGGGCUGUUUGAUUUUCCCAAAUGGCUGGGAUGCAGAGGUCAUCCGGGAUAUGUGCGGAGAGGAGACAGGAAAGUACACACUGGGAAAGUGUUCAGUGCGCUGGGCUUACAUACUGGCCAUCAUCGGCAUCCUAGAUGCUCUCAUCCUGUCCUUUCUUGCUUUUGUCCUCGGAAACCGCCAGAACGACUUUAUGCACGAUGAAAUCAAGGCUGAAAAUAAAGAUUUGGCAGUAUCCAGGCAACCUCUACGUGUAGGGUCUUCUCUUCGAGGGGAUGGAAUUGAGAUCCGUGAUACAAAGGACCCUCGAUUCGGUGUCCAGCGGUUUCCAUGAGGAGCCUGCAUCCUCCCUCCUUUAUCUCCUCCUCCAUCCCUCUCUCCUUGUCCUCAGGCCUGUGUCUCUAAACUCAGUCAGGAUGCUGCUAGUUCAGCUCUUUGUAAUAUAGAAAAAGACUGGAAUACACUUCAAGAAGAGAACAUAUUCAACAUACACCUAUUGAAAAACCAUGAGAAUUUAAAACCAAUAAAAAGAAGAAAAGAUCAGCUUUACAUAAACCAACAACUCUGGGAAAGUAACAAGUUACACAUAUUACUACUGUUAUUUAAUAAUGCUUUGAUGACAAUUAUGAUGAUAGUCAUGAUUAUGCUUGCAACAGCGAUAUUAUGUUCAGACUUUCAUAUUUUAUCUAAAAUGGGGAACAUAUUUCUAGCUUUAAGAAAAUAUAAUGAAUCGAUGCAUAUGUACAAGAGAUUGGGUGCUACUCUGGACACGCAGAUGAAAAGGAAAAACAUCAAGCCAAAAAUUUAAAUAAAACAAAAAAAGGAAAAAAAAAAAAAAAAAAAAGAAACAUUUUGUACAGCACAAGAUGUAAUUUUGAAGACCAUCUUUUUCUGACAAAUUUUGAAUUCCCCUCUUUGUACAUGUGGUCAGCAAUCAGAGUUAAUUGAUGAAUUAAAUAGUUAAUUUGUAAAUUCUAUAUUUAUAUGGAUACAGGGUACAGCCAUUGAGCAUUUAUUCACCCACGUCAUAUUCCUUCUACAAACUGGAGUGGAUUUAACAGAUUUAUUAUUUUAUCUCUCAUGGUUCACCUGAAGGUACCAAUAAUCAUUCUAUGACUGUGCAGCAGAAAAGACUAACAACGAUUAAAUACACCACUAUCCCACAGACAUCUCAUUUGGCAUGCAAAUCUCUUCUUACUUUUCUUUAUUUAAAGAUUAUUCCUCUCUUGGUAUAUCCUUUUAUCAUUGAGCGAGACAGUUUAAUCAAUAGCGAUUAGCACAUGAUCCUUUUCUGGACAUUAAUUUCAUAACUGGUCGUUUUCUGCAGCUUUUUGCGGUCAUGAGACCGGGGUGAAAUGUUCUCGCGUUGUUUUCAUGAAUCAUUUAUCUUGAGGAAAAGCCCUGCAUGCUGCAUUUUACUCAGGCCCGACAUGUUCUUAUCCGCCAUCUCCCACAUUAGAGCACAAAGUUAACAGUAACACAUCUGUAGGUCACUACUACUAGUCAUGGAAAUGACUACCUCUGUGUUUCCGAGGCAAGAUGUGUAGCACAACUAUUCAGCAUAAACUCACCAAACAUUCAACGGACUGUCUUCAUAUGCAAAACGCGACGACCGAUUCUUGUAACGUUGACAUCAAUAGACCCAACUGCAAACGAGACAAAUAUUUUGUUAUAAAUUUCUGAAACAUCUGCACCACGGUGCACUACUCAAGCGAUAUUCUGAAUUUGUGGGAAAUUCCAUACCGGUCGCAGGUUUUCAUUGUUUCUGUUGUGUUUUUUACCGACACCUCCCUCCGCUUUGUGUUAAACGAUCUUGUAAUGUGUCAAGAACUAACACAGACCUGCAACGUGUACUGGACAACGGCGGUUAAGAUCAUCUCAAGAGGAAAGCCCUUGAGUGGUGGAUUUCGGAGAUGACAUGAGAAGGACUCAGAGCUGAAAAUGAAGUGUGAUGUACUCCAUGGUGCUUAAACCCUCCUCACCCUUAGAUAAAGACUGCUUCGCUGCUCCCCAUCUACCUCAGCCUUGAACCCCUCCUACUCUAUUUCCUUGAUACGCUCCGCUGGGAGACAAGCUAGAGAUGAAUGCUGAGAUCAGACAGAGAGUGGGGGUAUGAGGAGCAGGAAGAAUAGACUGCUUGGGCAUAGAGACUAAUGGCUUUCUAUUCCAUAAUCUUAAAAUGCAGCUUCUCCAUUAACUGCCGGCAUCCCGUCAUUCAACUACACUACCCUUACAAGGUUAGGAAAUGCCAAGACAUUUUUUUUAAACUUAUUAAACUAGGACGCAUCAAAUUUAUCAGAAAUGUUUUACAAUGUUACCAAUGCCGCGUUAUUCAGAAGAGUCUUACAUGCGCAGCAUUCAGUAUUUAAGCAGCUUAUUAAGACAUUCUCCUGCUUUCUUCAGCACGUCCCAUGAGUGUUUUGGCUUGUUUUGGCUCUUCCCGUGAACCUCAGGUCAACACUAGAAAACUUAAAUUCAUACCUUUCUAUAAAUGGACUUAAUUGUGUACGGUUCAGUACAUCUUCUAGCUGGUGUUUGCUCCUCAAACUAGAGAUGGGCUGUCCACUUCUCUCCAUGUGGUAGUUACUUUCUUAAAAAAACUCUGUUUCUUUAAAAAAAAAAAAAAAAGCCGUUGUUCUUUUUACCUGCAGUCUUAUUAUACUGUACAAUCAUUUGUGUUGAGUUCAAAACAGGCACAUUCAAAAGAAUUCUUAAAGACUUUCUAACAAAUGUUUGUAUCAGACUGGAGCGACGGACGGCUUCUGAAACCAGCUCUUUGUCAUCACUGCUAAAAUUGUAUUUGAAAAUAUACAAAAGUAGUUAUUUCAAGCAGUAAUUUUUAUUUUUACUGCUCGGCAGACAGAAGGAGCAAUUUCUUUCAAAAACAUAAAAGUGUCUUGGUUUUGCCAAACUUGGUAGUGUAUUAUUUACCAUUUCCAUGUCAUAUUGUACAUACUGUACAUUCAAAGCCAGUAAAAAUCAUAGCCAGUAAAACUACAAACAAAAAAAAUGGAUAUUUCAAGCUGGUGCACUGUGCAUUAUUUGACAGGAACGACACACACAACCAGUCCCCCGAAUGACAACUAGUUAUUUUUGAAAAUUUGGCCACCUCAGGGGCAGCGUAUUUCUGUGGAAUAUAAUUUCUAUUCAGAGCGAAAUGAUUUUUCCUGUAGCCUUCACCGAGCAAUUGUUACGGCGCAGCAACUUUAACUUAUUCUAAAUAAUAUGUUGCGAUUCCAGACCAUCCACCUUGCACUAUUUACGAUGGGUUGUUAAAAUCUAUCACACAUUACCAUAACCAUUGCUGGGUUUUUUUUUUAAAUAAAUUGAUUUAUGCAACAUUUUCAUCUUGACGCAGUGUAGAUGUAGAAAGAAACUUUUGAGAGAAAUGUGUGGACUUGCCAGCACUCGGAUCAUUGUGUAAAACUACUUUGCUAUUUAAGUGUCGGUCUUAGCCGUUCUCUUCAUUAGCACACAACAUCCGUUCAGUUAAUCUCUUGUGAAACGUCAUCCGACAUCCAGCCAUUAACAUCUCAACUUAAAAACAAGCGUUGAUAGACACGUGGUACUGAAGGCUUAGUAGUGUUUGAUUUAUUUUUAAGUUUUAUUCUUUCUAUUCUGUCUUGACUUUUUUUUAUUAUUGACCCAACAAAAAGAAAAAAGAAAAACGUGCCAAAAUUAAAGAGCGAGACUGCUGUGGAAAGAUAUGACAUGGUUGAUUUCUGAAGUUCUCGUUGUCUUUUCUUGUGCUUCACGUGUUUAAUGCCUCUCUUUUGAAGAUUACUGCUUUUUGCUCUAGUUGUAAAUGUUCCCCCUCUGAUCUUUCUGGAAUGCUGUAAUCUCUAAAUUAAACAAACGUGUAUAAAAAAUAUUUCUGCAAGUCAUAGGGGAGUGCAACAUAACUGACAUCAUCGCCAUCACUGAAACAUUGUUGGUGUUGUUGUUUAAAAUAUUAAAAAAAAAAAAAACAUUGA
Puntigrus tetrazona (Sumatra barb) is the source of this 5129-nucleotide messenger RNA. It is a transcript of the gene lhfpl4a, whose product is annotated as LHFPL tetraspan subfamily member 4a. Gene Ontology annotation, biological process: gamma-aminobutyric acid receptor clustering; sensory perception of sound. The record is from RefSeq and is a predicted model, not a curated record. Lineage: Eukaryota; Metazoa; Chordata; Actinopteri; Cypriniformes; Cyprinidae. The transcript has 5 exons. Gene Ontology annotation, cellular component: inhibitory synapse; postsynaptic membrane; plasma membrane. The coding region runs from base 737 to 1489 and encodes 250 amino acids. Gene Ontology annotation, molecular function: GABA receptor binding.